Neopelma chrysocephalum (saffron-crested tyrant-manakin) is the source of this 6577-nucleotide messenger RNA. RefSeq names its product polycomb group ring finger 3 (gene PCGF3). The transcript is spliced from 11 exons. Gene Ontology annotation, biological process: regulation of transcription by RNA polymerase II. The record is from RefSeq and is a predicted model, not a curated record. Gene Ontology annotation, cellular component: PRC1 complex. The coding region runs from base 463 to 1191 and encodes 242 amino acids. Lineage: Eukaryota; Metazoa; Chordata; Aves; Passeriformes; Pipridae.
CCCCGCUCGGCUCCGGUCGGGCCGCGCUCGGCUAUUUCCGCCUCUUUGUUUUAAACUCCGGGCCGAGCCCUUUAAUUCCCCCCCCCUUUUUUUUUUUCCUUUUAAUUUUCCUGGGAAGGGGAAGAGGGACCGGUGCUCCCCCUCCGCCUCGCGCUUCCGACCCGUCUGCUCUCUGCUCUACGGUGGCGCCCGGGGGAGGACGGGCCGGGGAGCGGAGGGUCGGCGGCGGCGGGGGGAGCCCCCGCUGUAGCCCCGAGCGGCGGCCGCGCCCCCCCCCGUCAGGUCUCUGGAUGGCAGACUCUGAAAAGAAAUGCUGUUAUAAGAGUAAAAGUAGCUCCUUGAGAGUGCUACCUAAGUAACAAAAACAGAUGCUGAGACGUCUGAAGGAUACUGAGAAUUUUAUCAAGAGAGAGGUCUUCUCGUAUUCCUGGGAGGCCAGCAGUUAAAAAAAAAGCACCAAAGAUGCUAACAAGAAAGAUUAAGCUUUGGGACAUUAAUGCCCAUAUAACCUGUCGUCUGUGCAAUGGAUACCUGAUUGAUGCUACUACUGUAACAGAAUGCUUACAUACUUUCUGUAGAAGCUGCCUAGUGAAAUAUUUGGAGGAAAACAACACUUGUCCAACCUGUAGAAUUGUUAUACAUCAGAGCCACCCAUUACAGUAUAUUGGUCAUGACAGAACAAUGCAAGAUAUUGUUUACAAACUUGUACCAGGCCUCCAAGAAGCGGAAAUGAAAAAGCAAAGGGAGUUUUAUCACAAACUGGGCAUGGAAGUUCCAGGGGACAUCAAAGGGGAGACAUGUUCCACAAAACAGCACCUAGAUUCUCAUCGAAAUGGUGAAACUAAAGCAGAUGAAAACUUAAAUAAAGAAACUUCAGAGGAAAAACAGGAGGAGGAUAAUGAUUACCACCGAAGUGACGAACAGGUAAGCAUCUGCUUGGAGUGCAAUAGCAGCAAAUUGCGUGGAUUGAAACGAAAAUGGAUUCGUUGCUCAGCACAAGCAACAGUUUUGCAUCUAAAGAAGUUCAUUGCCAAAAAACUCAACCUUUCUUCUUUUAAUGAGCUGGACAUAUUAUGCAAUGAAGAGAUUCUUGGCAAAGACCACACGCUCAAGUUUGUAGUUGUUACUAGAUGGAGAUUUAAGAAAGCACCUCUACUGCUACAUUAUAGACCCAAAAUGGACUUGCUGUAAGAGAACUUUAUUGUCCUUCUGGACAGAGUUUUUUGCAGAGACUAUCAUCUGGCACCUUCUUAGUGCAUCACUAAUCACAUCACACAAACCAGCCGAAUAAUUUUGGAAGACGAGGGCUUUCAUAGUGGACUGUCCUGAAUAUUUCUUCUAUGGAUGUGUAACCUAGACUUCUGGGCAGAAAAUAUUUAUACUUUUUUUUUUUUUGUACGGAAGAAAGAAGUCUCAACUCAACAAGACACUACCAGCAUUAAGUUUACAGAUACUGAAAACACUUCACAGUUCCAUGUAGCUCAGCCUGAUUUGUCUCUUACAGUUACACAGAAAAAAAGUUAGAAUGUUGUGGGGUGAUUUAAAUAUGUUGCUUUUGACACCAAGUUGCAUUUAGUUACUUUUCGCAUUCUGAAUCUUUAAAAACUAUAUUUUUGCAAAGUGUUAUUGUCUUAUAUAGUAUGCCUGAUUGCAUUGGCUUUAUUCAAGUUAUUCUGUAGAGCAUUGAACAUACCUAAUGAUACAGUGACUGGUGAUAAUUUAUUAUGCUGCAUUGAAAACUUCGGAAAAUCUGGGAAACCAAUAAAUUUGUCAUUUUUGCCCAGUUAUUGCUUUCCCUCACCUUGUGUUUUAAUAAAGUUUUGAUACUUCUGUAUACGUGUUAAUUUGGUAAGAGUAGUAAAAAUAAUUUCAGUUGAUUUUAAUGUGCCCUGAUAUUUUGCUAUGGCAUAAAUUGCACCACUUAAUGACAAAUACUCACAAGUGCUAGAUUUGUGAAUUUCUUAAAAAGCAAAUGUUUCUUUUGUAGUUGUGGCUUGCAGAAAUCAGUUUUUAAUUUAGAGAGAAUUUGCUUUCACUAGCUAUUGAAAUAGUGGCUCUUGAACAACUUUGGGAGUAUUGCAGACUUUUCAUUUCACUGAUUAAAAAUUCCUUAGAUAUUAUAAGCAGCUUUAUAUUUCCUUUAGCUGUUUUCUGAUGAAACGACAGCAUUUUCCUUACUGCAAUUCCUAGCUCACUUGGGGUAGGGUGGAGGGGGGAGUCAGACAAGAUUAUUUUAGCACCUUUUGGCCUUAACUGAUAAUUUUGCUUGCAUCAGCCCUAAUGGAUGCAAGGUGAUACACACACAUGUAUAUAUGGGUACAUACAUUUAUAUACACGUAUAACUAUAUAUGUUCUAGAAAGCACCCUCAAUGGCACUUAGCAGGGUUCACUGCACUUUUUGUAGGGCUUUUUGAAAUAAUUGGCUUUUUAAAAACAGUAGUUGAAAGUGAUUUCUGCAAGCUGUAUACAGUGUGGCAUAUAUAGUAUGAUUGUGAGAAUAUUUGUCUGGCACAGGUGUCAAGUCACUGAAAGCAGUCUAUGCCAUAUUACUGGCAGCUGGAAAUAGUUAACCUAAUUUUGGAAGAGUUUUCCAGUCAGCUGAAAAUGCUAGUUGCUGUUCCUGUUGUUUAACCCUGUUAUUUUUUGAUAAAUUGUCUAUGGAUAAGAAAGCAAGUUUGCCUGUAACUGUCCUGCUUCCUUUGGCUGUGCUCCUUCUCCUCUUCUGCUAGAAAGUGUUACUCAUUAACUCAAAAGCUGAUCCUGCGAGAGAUUUAUCCAAGCAUUUUAAAUCUUCCUCUUCUUGAGUUUUCAAAGCACCACAUUUGUCAGCACAUGUCCCUCAAUUUCCUUCUUUGGAGCCUUCAGUCCUUCUUUCCCAGCUCCACUGCUGCAGAAGGGAUGCCCCAACUUUGUUUACCUUUAAGAGCAGAGUUCCUCGUUUUGAUUAUGGUCACAGACGUGAAUGGGAAGGAAAUCAAAAAGUACGUGAGCAGAGAAUGAAAGGGAGCCUAAUGAAUUGUGGAGAUGGAAAGGAGAGCCACACAAGGGCCAAAACACGCUGCUGUCCUUGCAGGUGGAAGUAUAAGAUAGCUGAUUUGAUUGUUUAGGUUACACAGAAACCCACGUCUGCGUUCUUGCGUGGGGUUUUGCGUGUGCGUGCGUGUGAGCCAUGGAAUCGAACUUGGCUCUGAUUUUGUCUUUUUGUGGACUCAACUAUGUGUAUUUUAGCUUUUUUUUCUGUCUUUUAACAUUACUUGAACUGGCAGAAAAGAACAAAUGAGUUCAUAGGUCUACCAUUUUUAUAAACUUUCCGUGAAACAGUGAAUGCAGGUAGUAUGGAUGUGUACGCAAGCUGACACACUGGGCCUUUCUGGUGCUGUUUAUGUGGUUGUUGCUGUUCUAGUGUAAAUAAGGGGCUAGCGUUGCCACUGAGGCACUGAGAAUAUGGACAGGACUGUAAGUGUCCCCCCUCUGUGCACCCAGAGUAUACACACAGUGACUGUACCUGAUGUAGACAUAAAAUUAAAGCUGCCAGACAGCAUUCUGAUUAACCACCUUAACCAGGAAAUAUAUAUACAUAAAAACAAGUGUGUAUAUAUUUGGUUUCCAUAUAUAUAUAUAUACACACGUGUGUAUAUACAUAUGGUUACUUAUAUAUACAUAUAUACACCUACAUAUAUAUAUGAGAUCUGUCUACCUCAGAGUGUGUGUAUUGCAGAAAUUUUUUUUAUGACUAGAUAUUGAUGUAGUGCUGUUUAAGUACAUUGGGAUUUUAUUACCUCCCUGUACUUUGUGCAACUGAGAAAUUAAUUACAAACACGCAAAUUCAGAAGCCUUUCAAAUCUAUCUCUUGCUGUAAUAACAGUAUAGAACUUAUAAGUUUAUAACCACCUUUAGAAUCACUUGAAUUUGUUAUGGUGCUAUCAGUAUAUAGAAAACUCUGUUUAUAACUAUAUGGAUACAUAAAUUCAAGCCAGCAUUAAUACCUACAGCUGGGUUUUUUGCUUGUAAUUGUGUGUAACUGCUUUUGGGAUGUAUUUAAUCUGAUAAAACCUCACAAGUAAAAAGAGAAAAAAAAAAGAAAACCAACAAAAAAUCCAAAGCCACUCAGUUAUUUUUCUAAAUCACAUGUGACAACAUCUUCACUACAAAAAUUCUUUCCCUCGGGAGUGAUGUGACUGUGUCUGGACCAUUUGUUAGCCUCAGUAAAAGACUCCAAUACAGAGGGAGGUUGUCUUUGGGUCAGAGUCUUGUUUCACUUGUGUGAUGCUUAAGGGACAGUUAAUUUUUAUCAAGAUUAUAUUGGGUAGAAAAAUUCUGAUACUGUUCAAAGUUGAACUAAAAUUUAGACUCAGACAUAGGUGUUUCUUAGUCCUGAUGAGAUCAUGGUGGUUUGUUUUGGCUUUUGUGAAGAUGCCAUUACUGUGAAGUAGUUUUUACAAUUUCUUACGCUGAAAAAUCAUUGCAGUAAAGGAGUAUCUUGUUGCAUUAUCCUCAGCAGCAAUGAGACCGAUGAAUCAUUCAUGCUCAGAGUCUCAUUAAAUAUAGUUUCAUUAAAAAAAUAAAGAAUUCAGAUAGAAUAUAUAAUAUUGAAUUUAAAUAAGAUUUGGAGGUUUAAAUUUUAACUUUAUAAGAUUAUUUAUUCUACUUUAAGCCUUCUGUCUUAUUUUGCCAUCCACGUAUUUUUUGUUUCGGUGUUCCAGCUUUAUUUACGGGCAUAUAAAAUGAAAUUGUAUAUGUUUUUACAAGCUUCUUCCUUUUACAUUGAGUUUGAGUAGCUUUCAUUUGUAUGUUUUUGUUUUGUAUGGAUAAAGAGCAUUACUUAUGCUUUUGUGCAAUAGGUUUGAAACAUGCAUUUAUUAGGCAUAUGUUUAAAUUGUAAAUGUAGCAUCUAUUUACCAUUACAUUUAAAAGGAAUGUAGACAGCUUUUCUCACUUGUUCAAAUGGGGUUUUAUUUGGGGCUAUUAUUUGGGGGUGGGUGGGUGUGUUUUCUGAUUUGUUCCUUUUUUUUUUAUUUUACGAGUGAAAUAGGGGAUUUAAAAAAUGUGUAAGUACAAGAACUAUCUGUCAGCAAUAUUUUAAAAUAAAUGAUCUUGCAAGAAACCUUAAUGUGAAUUGUGGAAGCAAUCGACAAGACUUGCAGCCUAUCUGAAAAUGUUUUGUGCCAUUGUUAGGUCUGGUAUAUUUGUGUACCAUCAAACCUGGGAAUAUUUAUUUUUAUUGGUUGUGCAAUAGCAUACACAACACUAUCACCUCAGGGGAUAUGGGACCAUAAAAAAUAUCAGACUACAACUAUAAUGGUGCUAUUUUCUUUUCCAGUAGGCUAUGAGCCUUUGAAAGCUUGUCUGGCUCUUACUGUCUUUAUAACAACAUAGUUAGUCCUAGGGGAUUUACUGAUCUUUUUUCUUCUGCUGGAUGAUAAAUAUAACUUGCGUAUUUUACAGCAUUCUGCGUCUUACAUUGAGCUAAAUAUAAUAGGAAAAAGCCAACCAGUCUGUACAUCAGUGAGAUGAAUCUUCAAUACUCAAAAUGCAUUUUGUACAGAAGGCUUUACUGAACAGAAAAAUCAAGUUUCUGUUUUUCCUCAGGUAAUCAGUUUGGAUGUUUCACUGGAAACAUUAAUGCAACCUACACUUCAGUUAAUCUGCCUAAAGUUGAUAACAGGGAAAGAAAUUGUCCCACACAAGAAAAUCUCUACGUAAGAUACAAUUAGCUGCAACUAAGGUCAUGAGAUCUGUUGUUGAAGUAAAAGCUGCAGAGAACAACAUUAAAGAACACGGAACAAUGUUUCGAUCCUUGCUUUAUUCAAAAAUUGCAAUCAGGAUAAAAACUAUCUAGGAACUUGGGUCUUGUGGCAAGUCAAUAGGUAAUGUUUUACUGUGAAGUUAUGGUUUAUUUAUGUACAAACUAACGGUAUGGUUCCGCUGUUUGAUCCGUGUUUGGUCAUACUUAGAGCUCUUUGGAAAUCUGUUGAGGCCACAACGACCUGUCCACAUCCUGGUGGUAGGGUAGGAACUAAAUGUCCAGUUCUGUGAACACUUACAUUGGUAACUUUACUAUUAAUGUGGAUGGUUCCACAGAAACCAGCGGGAUCAUUCAUGCAAAACGGAUAGGUAUGGCUGAAGGAAGGAGCUGUGAUUUUUGAAUGCUGAUAUUCCACUAUAUUUGUUAACUGUUAUUUGAAACUGAAAGUAUUGGUUUGAUGGAAUCUUGAAUUCAAGUGACCUGACUGGACAAAAGGAAAGUUUGUUCUUCUGCAACAAGAUUGUUUUACAGUUAAGGGACAAUAAGCCAGUGCAACCACUAAGCCUUUUUCCUCACAUGUGGCAUAAUAAAGAUUCUGGAACUGUCACAGUGUAAAACCAUAUUUUUGGCUUAGCUUCAUUUUAAAGUUUACAAUUUUUUAUGCUUUGUGUUACUGUGUAAUUUCUGUACUACUGGUGGCUAGUUUUGUCUGAAUAAGCCUUUUGGGGAUUAAUGCUUAAUGUUCUGAUUUUAUGAUAGUGAAGCUUGUAUCCAGUGUUUUGCCAAUGAAUAUUAUAUGCUUGUUAAUAAAAGCAGAGAAACUAACUGAAA